Helianthus annuus (common sunflower) is the source of this 1481-nucleotide messenger RNA. Its product is annotated as shikimate O-hydroxycinnamoyltransferase-like. NCBI's taxonomy places the organism in Eukaryota, Viridiplantae, Streptophyta, Magnoliopsida, Asterales, Asteraceae. The record is from RefSeq and is a predicted model, not a curated record. The transcript has a single exon. The coding region runs from base 128 to 1420 and encodes 430 amino acids. Gene Ontology annotation, molecular function: acyltransferase activity, transferring groups other than amino-acyl groups.
UCAAAUCAAAUCCAUUAUCAACACAACCCACACUACAACACAACACAAAACCUCUUAUAUUCUCUCAGUCAUUUCAUCAAACACCUACACUAUACAUUCAACCCAAUUCAUUAUCCACACUUACAAGAUGAAGAUCACCGUAACAAAUUCAACAAUGGUGAGACCAGCUGAGGAGACUCCAAGGAUCAAGCUAUGGAACUCCAACGUUGAUCUAGUAGUCCCCAAUUUUCAUACACCAAGUGUGUAUUUCUACAGACCCAACGGGGGAUCCAACUUCUUCGAUCCGAAGGUUAUGAUUAAAGCUUUGAGCAAAGCGUUGGUCCCGUUUUACCCGAUGGGAGGACGGUUAACGAGAGACGAAGAUGGCCGAAUUGAGAUAGAUUGUCAAGGACAAGGCGUGUUGUUCGUGGAAGCAGAGUCCGAUGGUGUGAUCGAUGAUUUCGGUGACUUUGCGCCCACGUUGGAGCUCAAGAAACUCAUCCCAGUUGUUGAUUACACGUUAGGAAUCGGAUCGUACCCUUUGUUAGUGUUGCAAGUGACUUAUUUUAAAUGUGGGGGUGUUUCGUUAGGAGUUGGUAUGCAACAUCAUGCUGCAGAUGGUGCAUCCGGGCUGCAUUUUAUCAACGCGUGGUCCGAUAUGGCUCGAGGUCUUGACAUCACUCUCCCGCCGUUCAUAGACCGAACCCUGCUCAAAGCGCGAGACCCACCACAGCCUGUUUUUGAGCAUGUCGAAUACCAGCCCGCUCCCCCGAUGAAAUCGUUGCCUGAAGUUGAAUCGGAUGAAACCGUGGUUUCCAUUUUUAAGUUGACCCGAGACCAACUUAACGCGCUUAAAGCAAAAUCGAAAGAAGAUGGUAACGCGAUUAACUAUAGUUCGUAUGAAAUGCUCUCAGGCCAUGUGUGGAGGUCUGUGUGUAAAGCUCGUGGCCUGACAGAUGAUCAGGACACCAAGCUUUACAUUGCCACGGAUGGGCGGGCCCGUUUACAGCCCACUCUGCCUUCAGGGUAUUUUGGGAAUGUUAUAUUUACCACCACUCCGGUAGCUAUAGCAGGUGAGCUUCAGUCAAAGCCUACCUGGUACGCUGCUAGUAAAAUCCAUGAAGCGUUGGCGAAGAUGAAUAACGAUUAUUUAAAGUCGGCGCUUGAUUAUUUGGAGCUACAGUCCGAUUUGAAGGCUUUGGUGCGUGGGGCCCAUACAUUUAAAUGCCCGAAUCUUGGAAUAACAAGUUGGGCUAGGCUCCCGAUUCAUGAUGCGGACUUCGGAUGGGGUCGGCCCAUAUUCAUGGGGCCUGGUGGGAUUGCGUAUGAAGGUUUGAGUUUCGUUUUACCAAGCCCAAUUAACGAUGGGAGCUUGUCUAUCGCCAUUUCGUUACAAGCUCAACAUAUGAAGCUUUUUAGCAACUACUUGUAUGACAUCUAACAAUUUCACUAUAUUGGUUAAGAAUUUUUUCCAUUGCUAUAAAAUGUUUAAUUGAAACUCU